AAGAUAUUUCUCAUGUUAAUGUGGACAAAAACGGCACAACUCAACACCUAGGAGUGCCUCACUGCCUCGCUCGCUACUCGGAAACUCCGUCUCUCGACAGGCCUUGGCAUGGCAAAAUCACGCGCUUCUCUUUGCUCCUGUCAAUGUGAUCAACUCUAGGGUUUCUCUUUGGACUCUCUGCCAUAACUAAUUUCACACUGCAUUAAUUGGAGGGAAGCUAUAAGGCUCUGGGAAGUGGAAUGAGUGGGAGUGGUAGAAGGCGUUCCUCAAAGUGGGAUUUAAGAGAUGAACCUGAGUUUGUAUCUGACAGUAAGCAAUUGCGAUCUGGGUGGUCCUCUGCCAAUGUUACUGGUAGCAAUAGUUCAAAGUGGUCUUAUCUGGAAGGGAAUGAGAAGCUAAAACCUAAUAUGCGAUUACCAUACAAAGAACCUUUUUCUGGAGGCAGAGUUUCUAAUAAGGAUGAUAUCAUGAAUAAAGACUAUAACAGAGAUUUGGAUGCCAAAAUGGCAUGGGACGCAGAUGAGAGCUAUGGAAUGAAAAUGUCUCCAGGGUUGGAGGAGUGGAAACGUAAGAGGCGCAGUCAUUCCCCAAAAAAUGGUUUGGACAGGUCAGUCAGGAGCAGGAGCCGGAGCCGGAGCCGGAGCCCUGCCCUUGGGUUUAGGUGGGAAUCAGGAGUCAAUGACAGAAAUAGAAUGAGAGAUGGAGGAUUGCCGCAACCAUGUAGAGAUUUUGCUGUUGGAAAAUGCAGAAGAGGCAGCCGUUGCCAUUUUCUUCACCAUGACAAUCGAAAUUAUGAGGAUGGCUGGGACAGGAGAAACAGGAAAGAUGGACCUCCUAGAUAUUCUGCUCCCUAUGAAAGCAGGGACAUUUCUGCUAGGAGUGGAAGAUCAAGUGAGACCUGUAUCAAUUUUGCACAAGGGAAAUGUAGAAUGGGAGCAUCUUGCAAGUCUGUGCAUCAUAGCAAUUCUGAUGAUAUGAGCAAAGGAAAUGUAGAUGAAUCAACUAGAGAGAGGGAAUUUGAUCAAAGGCGUAGGGAGAGUUCUUUCGAGCGUAGUGGUGGGCAUGAGCCAAACCGCUUUAGUGGUACUCCCUGCAAAUUUUAUGCAGCAGGCAAUUGUCGCAAUGGUAAACAUUGCAGGUUUUCUCAUGAUAGGCAGGCAUCUAGGAGUCCAAAUAGAAGAUUAAGAGAUGACAGGUGGGGGGACAAUCCAGGUGGAGAUCAGGCAUUGGAUAGAACAAGAGGGAGUAACUCAGUUAGUCCUGGUAGAAGGCUAAGAGAUGAUAGAUGGGGUCCAGAUAUGGUUGACGUGGAUAAAAUGUGGGAUGGUCCACAACUGAAUGAUGCUGUUGCUGUCCCAGAUACAGCAAAGCUGGGUGAAGACAAGAGUGGAAAUAUGGGCAUACCAGAUCCUGGAUUCACUACUUGGCCCAGGACUGAUGGAUGGGGCGAUAAUUUAGAUAACAACAAAGUGUAUGCGGAGCCACCUUUUGUGGGUGACAAGAAGAAAGUAGAACAAUGGAAGACAGAAAAUGCUGGUACUACCAUGGGUGCUCCCCAAUCAAUUGUGACUGACAAAUGGCUUGAUGAUGCAGAAAUGUCUCCUGAUUGGAAUUAUGGGAGUGGAUCUUCUGGGCACAUUGAAGACAAGAGUGGACAGAAAAAGCAAGGUUUGACCCAGGGUGGUGCAUAUUUAGCCACCUCCGAACAUAGUAGAUUACAAGUUGCUCCAGGACAAGGUUUCAAUCAGAACACACAGAAUGUAAAUGCUUUGCAUCCUUCUAGUUGUAAUGUUGUUGGACAAAGUCAAGGGGCAGUCCCUGUUGCUCCUCCACUUGGAGGGUUAGUUGAAGUUAUUCAGAACCAAGCAUCUUCUGUAAAAAAGUUUAGUGUUGAACCAAACAUCAUGGAUGCAAGCUUAUCGCAUGUUAGUACAAUAAACAAUCCAACUCAAAACAUGGUGAGCAAUGAACAGCUUGCUCAUCUUAACAGCCUCUCAGCCUCUCUGGUUCAUUUCCUGGGAACAGGUCAGCAACUUCCACAAAUUUAUGCUGCACUAAAUUCUCAUGAUGCAAAGGACACAUCCUCCCUACCCAAAACCAAAACUGAAGUGUCUGGGGAGCCUGUUUCCAGUGCAUGCAUCAAGCCUGAUCCUGUUAUUGGAUCCCGGAAGCUGUAUGAUCCAAUGAAUGAUGGUAUGGAGCCAAAGAAAACUGAUGCAGGUGGAAUCACGCCAUCCUUUUCUCCCAGUAAAACAAUUGCCGAUGGUUCAGGGAAACAAAAUCAUGGUGAUUCUUAUAAGACUUCAGAAGCACAAAUUGUCAAGAGUGAACAUUUAAUGCCGUUGCAGCCAGGUCAAAAAGCUGAAGCUAAUGAGGGAAACAAUGACGUGGCAGCUGAGGAAAGGCAAGAUUCUCGAGCGGAAGAUAGAAAUGCAAAAGAUAAUGGCCCUUCAGAAAAUAUGGACCAAAAUGGGCCUGAUGAGGCGAAAAAAAUGAAGGAUGUGAAAGGGAUUCGUGCUUUUAAAUUUGCGCUGGUUGAGUUUGUUAAGGAGCUUCUGAAACCAACAUGGAAAGAAGGUCAUAUCAACAAAGAACAUUAUAAAACAAUUGUGAAGAAAGUUGUUGAUAAAGUAACCGGUACUAUGCAGGGGGCUCAUAUCCCUCAGACACAAGAAAAAAUUGAUCACUAUCUGUCAGUUUCGAAACCAAAGCUUAACAAACUUGUACAGGCAUAUGUUGAAAAGGUUCAGAAGGCUUAGUGCCAGUAUAGGAAUUUGGCCAUCUAGACUAUCUUAUUACAUUAUGUUAGAGGUUAUUAUCUUCAUUGUGUACUAUAUUUCAGUACAUUGUAGAUUUUUUGUUUUUGUUUGUUGUAGUUGAUGGUCGAAUUGGGUUUCUUUACAGCUCUUGCUUACCGACAAACUGGGAUUAUUUAUUUUUUACUUUUUGAUAAUUUCCCUUCUUUCUUUUGGGAAAAAUUUUUGGUGUCUUCUGCUAUCGGACAUAAGUUGCCACUUCA
This is a messenger RNA of Prosopis cineraria, 3019 nucleotides long. RefSeq names its product zinc finger CCCH domain-containing protein 38-like. The transcript has 5 exons. Gene Ontology annotation, molecular function: metal ion binding. The record is from RefSeq and is a predicted model, not a curated record. Bases 240 to 2759 code for a protein of 839 amino acids. NCBI's taxonomy places the organism in Eukaryota, Viridiplantae, Streptophyta, Magnoliopsida, Fabales, Fabaceae.